Messenger RNA from Echinostoma caproni, 1995 nucleotides. NCBI's taxonomy places the organism in Eukaryota, Metazoa, Platyhelminthes, Trematoda, Plagiorchiida, Echinostomatidae. The record is from the annotation of a GenBank genome assembly.
AUAACUCAUUUUAGUGAUGUCGGACUGACGGUGGACGAUGAAUACACUCUAAAUGAUCCAACCAGUGAAUCGCAUAUUUUGGACAAAUUGCAACCAGACACGCGUUAUACGGUCUGUAUUCAUAUCACACGUGACUGGUACGCGACACCAAUCCCGAUCACUUCGGCCGCGGCACAUCAUCCGUUGAACUCCUCUUUGACUCGACCCGAUCGACUGCAAUCCGGCUCAACCGGAUCCAGUCUACGCUCCCGUAUUGGUGAGACCAGUUUCCCCGAGCCGAUUCGCACAGUGACCGAACGCGAGUGUCGUGUUGCGGUCACAUCAUGGUUUCACUGGCCUGCGUUGAUAUCCAGCUUGGUCGGGAUCCUGAUUGCUAUUCUCAUCUCAUUCUCCAUCUUCGUGUUCCUCAAACGUGCUCAAGCCCGUUUGAAGAAAGCAAGACGUGACCAAAAGAAAGCCUACUGUACCGAUCAUGCACACCCGAUGCUCGCGAAACAUCCGGACUCGUCUCCCUCGCUGAUGGUGGUUGCCCCUAAUCAAACUCACUCGUUGAAAUGUCCGCAUCAUCGAUGUUUACAUUGUUCGAUGCAUUCUCCCCAUUCGUUUGCGUCGAAGUCACCGACAACAUCGAACUCCACAGCAUCUCCGACUGUUUCUUUAUCGCAACCUCAUCAUCAUCAUCACCAUCAUCAUUUUCAUCACCCACAUCAUCAUCAUCACCAUCAUCAUCGUCAUCAUACACAUCGACAUCCGGUCCCCCCCAGAACUCAUCCUCCCAGUAUGGUUCCGCUAACCGACACCGAUGGUGAGCAAGCGUCCCCGACUGAUCCGUUAAGUCCAGCUACAGGAGACUUGCUCAGUAUCGAUAUGGCUCAAAGCCUGUCGGGUUCGGAUAGUUAUCAGUUUAGUUCAACUAGUAGUGCAGACGAUCGAGUGAGUAUUUGCAAACCCCAACAAGCUUUGUCCGGUUCCCAACAGAAGCACACACUAACAACAACAACAACGACAACAGCAGGUGUAAUUAAUUCGCUAUCCCCGAACGAACCAUUCCUUGGUCCCGAACGGAAACGCACGGUUUCGUUUCUCCUGUCCGAACGAAAAAAAUCAAUCACAGAAAAGCUAAGAAGCAAAUCGAUUGAUAAGACCAUUCUAGACGGAUGGCCUACGCGUAAAUUGCCUUUCGGAUUUCGCAAAUCGAAAAAGUCGGCUGGUCGACAUUCGGUUGCGGAAGGUUUGAUUAACAUUCCACAAGUCACCGUGACCUUGCCAGACGUUUCCGAUGCUCCCGUUUUAUCAGUUACCACGGAGACCACAGUCCCAGUCAAAACUACACCAACAUCAUCCGGGACACCUGUACCAAUACCGGCACAACAGGUGGCGCAGAAGCAGGUUUCCGUGACUCCCACGGAUUCAGACAAGAAACCGAGCUGUGCUGAACAAUCAUCAAAUCAACCCACUGCCUUUGAACCAUCUUUACAACCCAGCACAAAUUCGAAACCGACAACACCCCCACAAAAAGCAAACAAUGUGCUAAGUCCCACUCUGCCAGAUCGUGAUGUGGUCAGUGUGAGUUCCAGUGUGCUAGGCAGUGAUCGUGAUAUGAACGAGGCUCGUCCAGCCGUCAUCCCGGCUGCAUUAUCAGUGACCGGAUUUAAAGUGGCCGUCGACGCCAGCCCAGAUCCGGUCCGAUGGACCAAUGUGAUCACGACGGAUCAUCCGUUGCCGACAGCAGCUCCGAUCACAUCUUCAUCCUCAUCAGCGGCCUCAUCAUCCUCCUCCGGCGGGCGAUCCACCGUAUCUCCAGUCCCGUGUGACUGCAAUCGAAAAGCUGAUGUCACUUCAGACGAUGUCAUGAAUGAAGAUUUCCGAAUGGAAUCGCAGUCGGUUCUAAGUUUGACCACCAUGCUUCCCACUUUAGCUAUCUGCGAUAUCGUGUUUCGUUCGUUUGUUAUCCAUCUCUCCCGCGGUCCAUAUUUGAUGACGUUUAUUGGAUAA